AUGCUGAAGUCGACUUAUACUCCAGCUAACGCCCUCCCGCCAGGAUGGACCGAGCACAAAGCGCCCUCAGAGACAAAACAGUCAACAUAUAAGCGGCCUGUUGAAGAGACACCGGUGCCUGUGGCGGUACCAGCUGCACUACCGUCAUAUCCGCUACAAUUUCAACCACCUGCCUAUGUUACGCGAGGCUUUGACCCGAACUUCCAAGGACUCUCUCGAACUAGAGAGCCCUAUAGAAAACACCGUCAUCCCGAAGACCGGCCGAAGACAAAACAUGCUAUACCCGGAUGUGCUCCGUGGGUUCUGGUAAAGACAAGGCUGGGCCGUCGGUUUGUCCACAACCCAGAGACAAACGAGAGCUUUUGGAAAUAUCCUGCCGAGGUGAUGAAGGGUGUUGUGGAAUAUGACCGUAUUGAGCGAGAAGCUAAAGAAAGGCGUGAGAGAGGAGGAGAGGAGAAACCGAAGGCAGAGGCUGGUAUUGAACCAUCUGAAAAGCGAUUAGAACAAACACCAAUUCCCACUGAAGUUGUGCCCGAGAGACGAGACUCGGAUAGCGAAUACGAGGAGGUGGAAGUGACGGACGAUGAAGAGGAAGAACCGUCGAAGCGAAUAAAAACCGACGAGGAAGUUAACCAGCAGGUCGAAUUCAACGAGGACGACAUCGAGUAUCAGUUGGCUGCCAUGGCCGACGACUACGGUGGUGACCCCGGCGAGUACGACGAAUAUGGCGAAGCUGGCGAAACUGAAUGGCAAGAGAAUGAAGAGGAGCCACCCCUCUCUGAAGAAGAUACCAUUGCUCUUUUCCGUGACUUACUUGACGACUUCAGGAUAAGCCCAUAUACUCCUUGGGAAACUAUUAUCGAAGAAGGGAAGAUAGUUUUUGAUCCGAGGUACACGGUUCUGCCGAAUAUGAAAUCAAGACGGGAGGUCUGGUCUAGUUGGAGCCGUGACCGAAUACAUGAGCACAAGGAACGCAAGAAGAAGGAACAACAGGCAAAUCCUCAGAUUGGAUAUUUUGCGCUUCUGCAUGAACAUGCUACCCCUAAACUCUAUUGGCCUGAGUUUAAGCGCAAGUAUCGAAAGGAGCCGGAAAUGAAAGAUAGCAGAAUACCAGAAAAGGAGAAAGAAAAGCACUACCGUGACCAUAUAGCAAGACUAAAACUUCCAGAAAGUGUUCGAAAGUCCGAUCUAUCUUCUCUACUCAAGUCUAUCCCGCUAUCAGCACUUAACAUGUCAAGCUCGAUCCACUCACUACCUCAGCAAAUCCUAUCCGACAUUCGAUAUAUAUCCCUACCUUCGCAAACCCGAGAUGAGCUUAUUGAGUCUUACAUCCUUACACUGCCCGCGGCGCCAGAGCAAGCAGAUACGCUAGAUGAUGCUGAAAAGGCCGAACAGCUAAAGAAAGAGCAAGAACGGCGAAAGAGAGAGAAGGCCUUGCAUGACCGUGAAAUGAGAGUGCAAGAAGAGAAGCGAAGGCAGCAGAGAGCAGUUAUGCAUAGCAAAGAUGCCCUCCGCCAGGAAGAUGCGGAGGUUCAGAGAGCUAUGAAAGUGGGCAGAGAGGGUCUAAAAAGUUAUAUGGAUGACACUUAG
Molecule: messenger RNA, 1590 nt
Organism: Trichophyton benhamiae CBS 112371
Lineage: Eukaryota; Fungi; Ascomycota; Eurotiomycetes; Onygenales; Arthrodermataceae
Exons: 2
Coding region: 1-1590 (529 amino acids)
Cellular component (GO): nucleus
Molecular function (GO): transcription coregulator activity; RNA polymerase binding
Source: RefSeq, a predicted model, not a curated record